Molecule: messenger RNA, 1749 nt
Organism: Penicillium lagena
Lineage: Eukaryota; Fungi; Ascomycota; Eurotiomycetes; Eurotiales; Aspergillaceae
Product: WD40 repeat domain-containing protein
Exons: 2
Coding region: 1-1749 (582 amino acids)
Molecular function (GO): protein binding
Source: RefSeq, a predicted model, not a curated record
AUGGAAAAGGGUUGGAGUGCGUGCGUCCAGACCCUUGAGGGCCAUAGCAAAUCGGUCAAGUCGGUCGCUUUCUCUCACGAUUCCAAGCUCCUCGCCUCGGCUUCGAACGAUCGCACCAUCAAGGUAUGGGAUGCCAGAAGCGGCCAGUGCCUCCAGACUUUCGAGGGCCAUAGCGACUGGGUUAACUCAGUCGUCUUCUCCCACGAUUCCAAGCUCCUCGCCUCGGCUUCGAACGAUUUCACUAUCAAGGUGUGGGUUGCUGACAGUGGCCAGUGCCUUCAGACCCUCGAGGACCAUAGAAGCCGGGUCAACUCGGUCGUCUUCUCCCACGAUUCUAAUCUCCUCGCCUCGGCUUCGGACGAUUGCACUAUCAAGGUAUGGGAUGCCGAUAGCGGCCAGUGCCUUCAGACCUUCGAGGGCCAUUACAUCGCCUUUUCCCACGAUUCCAAGCUCCUCGCCUCGGCGUCGCUUGGUCGCACCAUUAAGGUGUGGGAUGUCGGCAGCGGCCAGUGCCUCCAGACUCUCAAGGGCCAUAGCGACUGGGUCAACUCGGUUGUCUUCUCCCACGAAUCCAAGCUCCUCGCCUCAGCUUCGAAAGAUCGCACCGUCAAGGUGUGGGAUGCUAGCAGCGGCCAGUGCCUCCAGACCCUCGGGGGCCAUAGUAGCCGGGUCAAGUCGGUCGUUUUCUCCCACGAUUCUCAGCUCCUCGCCUCAGCUUCAGACGAUCGCACCGUCAAGGUGUGGGAUGCUAGCAGCGGCCAGUAUCUUCAGACUCUCGAGGGCCAUAGCGACUGGGUCAACUCAGUCGUUUUCUCCCACGAUUCCAAGCUCCUUGCCUCGGCUUCGUACGAUCGCAACAUCAAGGUGUGGGUUGCUGACAGCGGCCAGUACCUCCAGACCCUUGAUGGCCAUAGAGGCUCGGUCAACUCGAUCGUCUUCUCCCACGAUUCCAAGCUCCUCGCCUCGGCUUCGGACGAUUUCACUAUCAAGGUAUGGGAUGCCGAUAGCGGCCAGUGCCUCCAGACCCUCAAGGGCCAUAGCGACCGGGUCCACUCGGUCGUCUUUUCCCACGACUCCAAGCUCCUCGCCUCGGUGUCGCCUGAUCGCACCGUCAAGGUGUGGGAUGCCGGCAGCGACCAGUGCCUCCAGACCCUUAAGGGCCAUAGCGGCUUAGUCCACUUCGUCGUCUUCUCCCACGAUUCUAAGCUCCUCGCCUCAGCUUCGAACGAUCACACCGCCAAGAUGUGGGAUGCUAGCAGCGGCCAGUGCCUCCAGACCCUCGAGGGCCAUAGUAGCCGGGUCAACUCGGUCGUUUUCUCCCACGAUUCUCAGCUCUUCGCCUCAGCUUCGGACGACUUCACUAUCAAGGUAUGGGAUGCUAGCAGCGGCCAGUGCCUCCAGACCCUCAAGGGCCAUAGAGGCUCGGUCAACUCGGUCGUCUUCUCCUACGAUUCCAAGCUCCUCGCCUCGGCGUCGCCUGAUCGCACCGUCAAGGUGUGGGAUGCCGGCAGCGGCCGGUGCCUCCAGACCCUCGAGGGCCAUAGCGGCUGGGUCCACUCAGUCGUCUUUUCCCACGAUUCCAAGCUCCUCGCCUCGGCUUCGAACGAUCACGCCGUCAAGAUGUGGGAUGCCAGCAGCGGCCAGUGCCUCCAGACCCUCAAGGUACACUUUGUUUAUCUUCAGUUUCAGAUAUGGGACCGACCAACACCACCGCCCCCAAAGUGGGGCGAUUUGAAGGUUAUGGUAUAA